Messenger RNA from Cygnus atratus (black swan), 2250 nucleotides. It is a transcript of the gene APPBP2, whose product is annotated as amyloid beta precursor protein binding protein 2. Gene Ontology annotation, biological process: intracellular protein transport. Bases 96 to 1856 code for a protein of 586 amino acids. Gene Ontology annotation, molecular function: protein binding. The transcript is spliced from 13 exons. Lineage: Eukaryota; Metazoa; Chordata; Aves; Anseriformes; Anatidae. The record is from RefSeq and is a predicted model, not a curated record.
GGGGCCGGGCGGCCGCGCAGGGCUGCGGGAGCGGCGGGGCGUGAGGCGGAGCGGGGCCGGGCUGGGCUGGGGGAAGGCGGCUCCGCACACGCAAGAUGGCGGCGGUGGAGCUGGAGUGGGUGCCCGAGACGCUGUACAACACGGCCAUCUCGGCCGUGGUGGACAGCUACGGGCGGGCCCGGCGCCGAGACAUCCGCUCGCUGCCCGAGAACAUCCAGUUCGACGUGUACUACAAGCUUUACCAACAGGGCCGAUUAUGCCAGCUGGGUAGUGAAUUUUGUGAACUAGAAGUUUUUGCGAAGGUGCUACGAGCUUUAGAUAAAAGACAUCUGCUUCAUCACUGUUUUCAAGCUCUGAUGGACCACGGAGUAAAAGUUGCUUCUGUACUGGCCUAUUCUUUCAGUAGACGGUGCUCCUACAUAGCAGAAUCAGAUUCUGCUGUAAAAGAAAAAGCAAUCCAGAUUGGUUUUGUUUUAGGGGGAUUCCUAUCAGAUGCAGGCUGGUAUAGUGACGCUGAGAAGGUAUUUCUUUCCUGCCUUCAGCUGUGCACCCUUCAUGAUGAAAUACUUCAUUGGUUUCGUGCAGUAGAAUGCUGUGUAAGGUUGCUGCAUGUUCGAAAUGGUAACUGUAAAUAUCACUUGGGAGAAGAAACGUUCAAACUAGCUCAGUCUUACAUGGACAAACUUGCAAAACAUGGUCAGCAAGCAAACAAAGCAGCACUCUAUGGGGAGUUGUGUGCACUGCUUUUUGCCAAGAGCCACUAUGAUGAGGCUUAUAAAUGGUGUAUAGAAGCUAUGAAGGAGAUCACAGUUGGCCUGCCUGUAAAAGUAGUAGUGGAUGUUUUGCGACAAGCUUCAAAGGCUUGUGUUGUAAAACGUGAAUUUAAGAAGGCUGAACAGCUGAUAAAACAUGCAGUAUACCUUGCUCGGGAGCAUUUUGGAGCCAAGCACCCCAAAUAUUCUGAUACGCUACUAGACUAUGGAUUUUACUUGCUCAACGUAGAUAAUAUAUGCCAAUCUGUUGCGAUCUAUCAGACAGCUCUUGAUAUUCGGCAGUCAGUAUUUGGAGGUAAAAACAUACAUGUAGCUACAGCUCAUGAAGACUUGGCUUACUCUUCUUAUGUUCACCAGUACAGCUCUGGAAAAUUUGACAAUGCACUAUUCCAUGCUGAACGUGCUAUUGGCAUUAUAACUCACAUUCUCCCAGAAGACCAUCUUCUCUUGGCAUCUUCAAAGAGAGUUAAAGCACUUAUCCUGGAGGAGAUUGCAAUAGACUGUCAUAACAAGGAAACUGAGCAGAGGUUACUUCAAGAAGCUCAUGACUUGCAUCUGUCCUCGCUUCAGUUAGCUAAAAAAGCUUUUGGGGAGUUUAAUGUACAGACAGCAAAACACUAUGGCAACCUUGGAAGACUGUAUCAGUCCAUGAGAAAGUUUAAGGAAGCAGAGGAAAUGCACAUCAAGGCAAUUCAGAUUAAGGAGCAGCUUCUGGGUCAGGAAGAUUAUGAAGUUGCCCUGUCAGUAGGACAUCUAGCUUCUCUCUAUAACUAUGAUAUGAAUCAAUAUGAAAAUGCUGAAAAGCUUUAUUUGAGAUCCAUAGCAAUUGGAAAGAAGCUUUUUGGUGAAGGAUACAGUGGACUUGAAUACGAUUACAGAGGUCUCAUUAAACUGUACAAUUCCAUUGGCAAUUAUGAGAAAGUUUUUGAGUACCACAAUAUUUUGGCCAAUUGGAACCGGUUGCGAGAUCGGCAGUUCUCUGUUACAGAUGCUCUGGAGGACGUAAGCACCAGCCCUCAAUCCACUGAAGAAGUGGUCCAGUCUUUUCUGAUGUCUCAGAACAUUGAUGGACAGAGUAGCUAAGAACUUGGUCAAUUAACCAGUUAAGGUUUUUUCCCCAGAUUACAGGGGAAAAGUCAUACUGUGAAAUCUAAACCAUGUAGUUCUCUGGGGGCUGGAAUUUGCAUUGAAACACUGGUCCAGUCUACUGAAGAGUGCCCAUACGGAUGAAUGUGUGUUAAAUUCUUAUCAGCAUGUGUAUGGCAUGUUUAGUUCGGCUCACAUUUUUAACUGGGUAUUCCAGAAAGCCCCUACUUUCUCUCUUCUUUCGAAAGAACCUACUUUACAGAAAGUCUGCAAGAGAACAUUAAAUAAAACUGUUUGAGUUCAAAAGAGUUGCAUUCUUGUUAUGAAUGGAAGGUUUCAUCAAGAGCUUUCUUCUGAUAUACAGAAAGAAUAAAUGCUAUGCUAUAAGAAA